UGUUCCGACCGACGAAGAGAUCAAUAUAUCCAUGGCAAUGGACGAAAAUCUAUCAGAUGAAGCUGUUGUGGAACAUCUCGAAAUCAUACGGAAACGGAGUCGCAAGGGCAAACAUCGGUCACUCCCUAUCCCGAGGGCCACUAGCCAUGGUUCGGCUAGCAUAUCACUUUCUAAGCAAAGAUCUAGCCAUUUGUUCCAACUCGGAGAUCAGUUCGCCAGUCAUCCAAGUUCGCCACGUCGAUCGGAAGAGUCCGAGUCCGUGACGCCGUUACCUAUAAUUUUGGAUGAUGCCGAGUCGGACUAUUGACGACGCUGCGCUCUGGAGUACUGCCAGAAAGGCAUUGUUUUGCAUCCGAGAAAUCGUCGGGACAGAGAAAAAAUACCAAGGAGCCCUCAAGAUGCUCCUGACAGGACAGACAGCGAAUCAACCACCUCCGCAGUUGUUAACAUACCUUCCUGACCUCAUACGAGCAUCAGAGGCGUUGUUGAAGGCCUUCCUUGAUGACCCCUCCGCUUGGGGCGUAUCCAUCGCCUUCAUGGCUUGCGAAGAUGAUAUUGAAGCUGCUAUGGUUUCAUGGUGCAGAGUGGCAGGCAACUUCUUUACUGAUGGUCGCAGCCACGAAGGCGAGUCAGCCAUCAUGGGAGGGAAAUGGCGUCUGCGCAAGUCUCUGCUCUCCACCACAAACAAUCCUCUCACCACUGUGGUCGAGAAGUCAAGUGGAAACUCUUUUCCCGCUAGUUCCUCUCCUCCCCGUCUUCUAACUCUAAUGAAUGAGGCAGGGAGUAGGAUUAGAGAUAGACAACGGACUGUUGAACACUAUUGGAAGGUGUCUGAUGACGGUGAUGCCAAGUCCCAUGCAGAACGACGUCCUAGAGUCAACUCGGUCGACGGUCGAUCAAGGGGAGAGCCUCUGACUCGAAGGCAAAGUGUACGGGAUCUUGCAAUUCAACCAACCCAGCGAGUUAUGAGAUAUGUUUUGUUGUAUCGAGAUCUCUUGGAGAGUACACCUCUCACUUCUCCUUCCCGCGCUCUUGUUGAGAGAGCACUCGAAGCUGCGACCCGCAUUGCUAAUAAGUGCGACCAUGCACAAGACAAUGCUGCCUUUUUCCAUAGAUAGAAUGUUUUGCAUCCUAUAUUUAUUCUUCAAUAGUAUUAGCAUCGAAUAGCUGCGCCGAUUUGUACCACACACUGCAACUGUUAUACCCAGCAAUCAUCUCAUUGAUAUGUAACAUAAGUCAUCUUGCUU
Suillus subalutaceus is the source of this 1247-nucleotide messenger RNA. RefSeq lists its product as uncharacterized. The coding region runs from base 285 to 1118 and encodes 277 amino acids. The record is from RefSeq and is a predicted model, not a curated record. NCBI's taxonomy places the organism in Eukaryota, Fungi, Basidiomycota, Agaricomycetes, Boletales, Suillaceae. Gene Ontology annotation, molecular function: guanyl-nucleotide exchange factor activity. The transcript has 3 exons.